ACAAUUCGUUUAAAGUCAGAUGAUAUAUGCGGAGGUAUAUGCAAUAUGAAAGGCGAAAUAUUAUCACAAUAUAUACAAAAUAAAGUGAAUGAUUUCGUAAACAGCGGUCUUUUCAAACAUUAUUCGUCAGCUGCUGCUUUUCAGGAUGAGAUUAAAAAAUUAAAAACCAAAAAUAAAAAAUUAGCAAAAGCAUUAGAAAGCUCGAAUAAUAAACUUAGAUCUUCCCGCAUGAAAAUUGUAAGGGCCGAGAAAACAAAAAAAAAAAACAUUUCUAAAAUUCAAUCUAUUACUCAGAAGUCAAAGAAGGUCACACCGACUAAAUUUGUCAAACUUGCAACAGAUAUAAGUAAUGUCGGGACUGUCUCGCUCUUAGCAGCAGCAGAAUGUACCAAUAAAACGAUAAGUUUCUUCACUGGAGAAACAUCAGGUAAGGGAUUAUCAACAGGAACUCUUUCGCGAUGGAAUAAAGAAGUUUCUGCU
Molecule: messenger RNA, 480 nt
Organism: Dentiscutata erythropus
Lineage: Eukaryota; Fungi; Glomeromycota; Glomeromycetes; Diversisporales; Gigasporaceae
Source: the annotation of a GenBank genome assembly